CUAUAGAAAUGUGUGCAAGUCAUCCAGGUUACGCAGAGGGAAAUUCACAUGACCUAGACCAAGAAAAGAAAGAUGAUGCACACUCACCCAACCUAAAAUCCACCGUCUAUCGUCCAUGCCCCACAUGUGCAUCACUAUUUUUCUUCCCAUUUUCUGAUUACUUAACAGGAGUCCACAAGUCAAACGCUGCAGAACCCCCCAAAAAAACAUGGCCUCCUCAACCAACAACGGAGAAGGAGUGAAGCAUCAAAACCCUGCUCCCGCUCCUCCACGCCAAAUAAGCAGCAUCGCGGUCAUCGACGGCUCGGCCGUGGACUCCAUCCUCUCCUUCCCCUCUCUCAUACACCACCUCCGCUCGACCCUCCCAAGCCUCUCCCCUUCCAUACACACCCCCCAUCGGCACAUCCACCCCAUCAUACACAACACCAUCCCCAAUUCCGAUUCUGCCCUCCUCCUCAUGCCCUCCUUCUCCUCCUCCCCUCUCCUCCCUUACCUCGGCAUCAAACUCCUCACCUCCUUUCCUCACUCCUCCCCUUCCAUCAAAGCUUCUUACCUCCUCCUUCACUCUCUAACAGGCCAAACCCUAGCCCUAAUCGACGGCACCGCGCUCACACUCUGGCGCACCGCGGCCCUCUCCGCCCUUGCCUCCUCCUUCCUAUCCGACCCCGACCCGCAGACCCUGACCAUGCUCGGCGCCGGCUCAUUGGCCCCGUUCCUCAUCCGAGCUCACCUCUCGGCCAGGCCCUCUAUAAACAAGGUCAUAAUAUGGAACCGGACCCCGCAAAAGGCUCAAACCCUGGUCCAUGAUCUCGAGCCCGCAGUGGGCUCGGUCAAGUUGGAGUUGGCUCGAGGGCUAGAGGAAGCUGUGAGGGCUGGGGACCUGGUGAGCUGCGCCACUGGUUCGGAGGUGCCUAUGGUGAGGGGUGAGAUGCUGCUAAGAAUUGGUGGGCCUGGAGUUCACUUGGACUUGGUGGGCUCGUUUAGGCCCACUAUGAGAGAGUGCGAUGAGGAGGUCAUUGAGAGAGGGAGGGUUUUUGUGGAUUGUGAGGCUGCUUUUGAGGAGGCGGGUGAGAUUGUGGGGAUGAGGGAGAAAGGGAUUAAGGUGGGUUUACUGGUGGAUUUGUUGAAGGGCCUAGAGAGAGGGAGGAUGAAGAGAGAGGAACUCACUGUGUUCAAAUCGGUGGGCUCGGGCCUCGUGGACCUGCUGAGUGCACAAAUGGUGUACGAGACCUAUAUCCAAGGGAACGUUUAGGCUUAUUGGAGUUGAUAGUUCUUUAUGAUAUUGUAGUCAUUUAUUCCUGGUUUAUUAACUAUUGGAAAUGAAGACUAUUCUGUGUUUCUUUUUUUUUAUAUGUAAUUUCAGUCUCGUAAUCUAUUAAAUUUCGUAUUAUUGUUA
Messenger RNA from Amborella trichopoda, 1396 nucleotides. RefSeq names its product NAD(P)-binding Rossmann-fold superfamily protein. Lineage: Eukaryota; Viridiplantae; Streptophyta; Magnoliopsida; Amborellales; Amborellaceae. Gene Ontology annotation, cellular component: cytoplasm. The record is from RefSeq and is a predicted model, not a curated record.